Coccidioides posadasii C735 delta SOWgp is the source of this 2310-nucleotide messenger RNA. RefSeq lists its product as uncharacterized. NCBI's taxonomy places the organism in Eukaryota, Fungi, Ascomycota, Eurotiomycetes, Onygenales, Onygenaceae. The record is from RefSeq and is a predicted model, not a curated record. Gene Ontology annotation, biological process: interstrand cross-link repair; double-strand break repair via nonhomologous end joining. Gene Ontology annotation, molecular function: 5'-3' DNA exonuclease activity; damaged DNA binding.
AUGUCGACCUUCAAUGGGAUCGUCGAAGUUGACUAUUUUCGAAAGAACCCCGAUAGGCCUCCGCCCCAGGCCUGUUUUCUCAGCCAUGUUCACAGUGACCAUCUCCAGGGCCUGGAGUCCUUGAGGUCACCUUUCGUUUAUUGCUCUGCAGCCACAAGAAAGAUUCUUCUACGUAUUGAAAAGUACCCCCAUAGGAUGAACUUUGCCAAAGGCAUUCUGGAGACAAGGAAGCAAGAGUAUAAGCACCUGGCAAAGCUUCUGAGACCCAUACCGUUACAUGUACCGACAGAAAUUGAGUUGACACCGGGAAGCACCAUCCGGGUUACCCUGUUCAAUGCAAACCAUUGCCCAGGUGCUGUUAUGUUCCUCAUUGAAGGAAAUGGCAAAGCAAUUCUUUAUACCGGCGAUGUCAGAGCUGAGCCUUGGUGGGUUGAGAGCCUGAUUAGAAACCCUAUUCUUAUCCCCUAUACACUAGGGGACUGUCGGCUAGACAGGAUCUACCUAGAUACGACUUUUGCCAUAAAAUCGGAUAUUUACUCUGCUUUCCCCUCCAAGGCAGAAGGAAUUAAGGAAUUACUCCACAAAGUCAAAGCCUACCCUGAAGACACCAUAUUCUACUUCCGCAAUUGGACAUUUGGAUACGAGGAUGUUUGGAUAGCUCUCUCGGCUGCACUCAACACAAAGAUUCAUGUUGAUCAAUAUCAGUUGAAACUUUAUCAAUCACUUGCGCUACGGACUAGUUGCGAGUUGGCUGUCGACGAGGCUCCAUAUUUAUGCGGCUUUACUUUGGGGAAUUCACGGAUCUCCGGCUGUUUAACGGACCAGAUUGAUAUAAAGUCGGUCAGGAUACAUAGUUGCGAACCUGGAGUUGUCUGCUCCACGAUUUCCUCACGGCCUUCGGUAUACAUAACUCCAAUUGUUACCCGUACCCAGGGAGGGUUAGACGUACUAGAAUUAGGCGCCGGUGGCGGUGUUGGUGACCUAACGCAGGGUCAUGAUCUUCAGUUUCCUGACGCAUCUGUUGUCGAACGGUUCGUCAGCUUGUGCUCUGAGUAUAUCCAGGACCCCGAAAAGCGCCAGAUGAUUGUAGAUGCUGCCACAAAGGCAUAUGAAUCCAACUCAAAGUCGUUGUCGCUAGAACCAUUCUGCGUCAAGGAAGAGGACGGGAUGACCCUCAAAAACCUCGUGGCGAUGCUCUGUCAAGGAUCAAAAAGCAGCAUGUUUCCAGGCCAAAGUCAGCCCAGAACCAAUCAUUUGCCAAAUACCAUAAGAUUUCCGUACUCCCGCCACUCCUCUUACGACGAGCUUUGCUCCCUGGUCAGUGUUUUUCGACCAAAGGAUGUCUACCCCUGUACCGUCGACGCAGGAAGCUGGACCGAGUCGGUUUCCAUGGAAAAUCUCUUCGGUCAUUUAUGCUUAGGUUCUAUAUUUGCUCAUGACGCUGAGAUGAGAGCUAUAGUGAAACAGGAUGAAUCUCGGCCACGAAAGAAAGUACGCCGCAACAGUGAUGCGUCCUCGGCCGCUGCAUCGACCCAGCGAUCGAAUAUUGAGGCAAGCUUCUCCAAAGCAGCAUCAUCCCCCAAAUCUCCACAAGCACUUGAGUAUCCCGUGAUUGUUCUCAGUUCAGAUUCAGAAGGGCAAAAUUCACAACCCGGAAAAGGACAGCCUGCUGAGCAUUUGGAUUUUGCGACAGCCGACACGGACUUGUCAUUCUCUUUCCCAUCACAAAUCACAAGUAAUCUUUCUCUAUCACAGCCAGACGAGUUGUCAACGUCGCGUGGCAUCAGAAUCCAAGCUAUCAGACAGGCUUUGGAACAAAAGGCCCUUAGUAACGAAAUUGAUUUUUUCCUCGAAUCAUCGUUCACGGACUCGCAGGCUCAAUCGCAGCCACAAGGACUAUUCUCGCCACAAUAUGCUAGUUCAAACCUCCAGCAUUCCUCCUUCGCAAUCCCCGAAGAGAAUCUAGAGCAUGCUGCAUCAGACCCCGACACACAGCUUCAACUCUUAUCCGACUAUGAAGACACCGGAGAUAACUAUCCUCCCAGCACCCCCCUAUCAAUCUCGCCAUCAGCAUUUGAUCCUCAAGACAUUAUUGAAAUGGCCUCAGAUGACGAUAACAAAGACAACGAAAACGAUCCGGACCAAGCCACAACCCUCCCACCUAGUUGUCAGGACCGCAAGGCGUCAAUGCUAAGACGUAUGCAUUCAAGGAUCUCUGCGUAUCGUGCGGCCAAGCACGAGACGUGGUCGACUCUCUACUCGCUCAUUUCGGCAGGCAAUAAUCAUACUGUGAUGGAUGAAGAGCUUUGA